This is a messenger RNA of Chiroxiphia lanceolata (lance-tailed manakin), 1650 nucleotides long. RefSeq names its product keratin-associated protein 10-4-like. Lineage: Eukaryota; Metazoa; Chordata; Aves; Passeriformes; Pipridae. The coding region runs from base 1 to 1650 and encodes 549 amino acids. The record is from RefSeq and is a predicted model, not a curated record. The transcript is spliced from 4 exons.
AUGCGAGGGAGGUUUCCCCACCCCCGGGAGCUGCUCCUGGCGGCGAUUCCCGUGCGGAUGCUGCGCUCUAGUGGUUCGUGGAACCCGAGUUCCGUGUCCAGUUCCCAGAGCAAGCCCUGCCAACCCCCCCCCACCAAGAUGUCGUGCUACCAGUGCCUCCCUGCAGCCCACCAGGCCCCCGUGCCCACCCCGUACCCCGGCAGACCCCGGGCAGCGCCCGCCUGGCGCUCGACGCCGUGCCUGGCCCAGAGUCACCAGGGGGUGACCCAGUGUGUGCCCCAGCACCGGGGGGUGACCCAGUGUGUGCCCCAGCACCAGGGGGUGACCCAGUGUGUGCCCCAGCACCAGGGGGUGACCCAGUGUGUGCCCCAGCACCGGGGGGUGACCCAGUGUGUGCCCCAGCACCAGGGGGUGACCCAGUGUGUGCCCCAGCAGCAGCGGGUGCCCGCCCGGUGCCCGCCCAUCGCCGUGUCCCCUCAGCAGAGCGUGGUCCAGGCGGUGCCACCAUCCCAGCGUGUCCUGCAGCAGCCUCGGUGUGUGACCACGUGCGUGCCCACGGGCGUGGCGGGCGUGUGCCAGCCCCAGGGUGUGACCCGGUGCGUGCCCCAGCAGCGGCAGCAGCAGCGCCCGCCCGUCCCCCCGCAGCAGAGGUGCGUGACCACGUGUGUCCCUCGGCCACCCCGCGUCACCAAGGGAGUCCCCCAGCACCAGGGUGCCACCAGGUGUGUCCCCCAGCAGUGUGCGAGCGCCCUGUGCCCCCGGCAGGGCGUGCCCAGGUGUGUCACCACCUGUGUCCCCCAGCAGCGAGCGGCCAAGGGGGGCUCCUACGGGUACCUGACCUGCCAGGGACCCCGGCGGGGUGUCACCUCCUGUGUCCCCCAGCAGUGGCCCUCCAGGUGUGUGACCAAGUGUGUCCCCCAGCCGAGUGCCACCGACUGUGCCUCCAUUUGUGUCCCCCAGCAGCAGGGUGAGACAGUUUGUGUCCCUCAGCAGCAAAGUGCCACCCAGUGUGUCCCUUACCAGAGUGUGACCAAAUGUGCCCCUCAGCAAAGUGCCACCAAAUGUGUCCCUCAGCAAAGUGCCACCCAGUGUGUCCCUUACCAGAGUGUGACCAAAUGUAUCCCUCAGCAAAGUGCCACCAAGUGUGUCCCUCAGCAGCAAAGAUGUGCCACCAAGUGUGUCCCUCAGCAAAGUGCCACCAAGUGUGUCUGUUAUCAGAGCAUGACCAAGUGUGUCCCUCAGCAGCAAAGUGCCACCAAGUGUGUCCCACAGCAGUCUGGGACAACUUAUGCCCCUUAUCAGAGUGUGACCAAGUGUGUCCCUCAGCAGCAAAGUGCCACCAAGUGUGUCUGUUAUCAGAGUGCCACCAAGUGUGUCCCUCAGCAGUCUGGGACAAUUUAUGUCCCUUACCAGAGUGUGACCAAGUGUGCCCCUCAGCAAAGUGCCACCAAGUGUGUCUGUUAUCAGAGUGCCACCAAGUGUGUCCCUCAGCAAAGUGCCACCAGCUGUGUCCCUCAGCAGAGUGUGACCAAGUGUGUCCCUCAGCAAAGUGCCACCCAGAGUGUCCCUCAGCAGGAUUGUCAGUCAGGUGGGGUGAAAAUUUCCAGUCACUUCAAAAAAUACAUCUCAGCCCCCAAAUGGCCCUGGUGA